Molecule: messenger RNA, 3507 nt
Organism: Ilex paraguariensis (yerba mate)
Lineage: Eukaryota; Viridiplantae; Streptophyta; Magnoliopsida; Aquifoliales; Aquifoliaceae
Source: the annotation of a GenBank genome assembly
CUCUCCUCCUGUAUAUUCCCAAAACAAACACAAGAUAAACCCUUUCCGAAACAAACUCUCUUCUCUGUUUCUCUCUAUCUAUCCCUUUCCUCCCUCCCUCUCUCCAUGCAGUGUAUCAGUCACUAACUAUCUUCCGAACAAAGAGCAAAGACUCUCCGUUUUCGUAAGCAGAGAGAACGCUUGCCAUUGGCUUCAUUUCUUCCAAUUUCCUAGCCCCUUGCGACAAAUCUUGACUUUCAGGCGGUCUUCAAGAAUUUAAUUCAGUAGUUUCUGAAGAUGACAAUUGGGACACCAGUCACACCAUCGUCAAAGAUCAGGAGGACUCCUUCAUGUACUCCAGGUGGUCCAAAAGUUCGCGAGGAGAAUAUACUUGUUACCAUUCGUGUGAGGCCUCUGAGCCCUAAAGAACAGGCGGGCUAUGAUCUUAUUGCCUGGGAUUUCACCGAUGAACACACGAUUAUCUCAAAAAAUUUGAACCACGAGCGGCCUACUGGCCCAUACUCUUUUGAUAAAGUUUUUGAUCCAAGCUGCUCGACUCAGAAGGUUUAUGAUCAAGGGGCAAGAGAUGUUGCGCUGUCUGCUCUGAAUGGAAUUAAUGCAACGAUUUUUGCAUAUGGGCAGACUAGCAGUGGCAAGACCUUCACAAUGCGGGGAAUAACUGAAAAUGCUGUCAAGGACAUCUAUGAGCACAUCAACAUCACUCCAGAAAGGGACUUCAUACUAAAAUUUUCAGCACUGGAAAUCUACAAUGAGACUGCAGUAGACCUUUUGAAUCAUGAGUCUGGCCCCCUUCGCCUAUUGGAUGAUCCUGAGAAAGGGACUAUUGUGGAGAAACUGAUUGAGGAGAUUGUUAAGGAUGGCCAACAUCUGAGGCACUUAAUUGGUAUCUGCGAAGCUCAGAGGCAAGUUGGUGAAACUGCUCUGAAUGAUAAAAGCUCAAGAUCCCAUCAGAUAAUUAGGCUGACCAUUGAGAGUAGUCUUCGAGAAAAUUCAGGGUGUGUGAAAUCUUUCUUAGCAAGUUUGAAUCUUGUGGAUCUUGCUGGGAGUGAGCGUGCUUCUCAAACGAAUGCAGAUGGUAGUAGGAUGAAGGAAGGAAGUCAUAUUAACAGAAGCUUGCUGACUUUGACAACUGUAAUUAGGAAGCUAGGUGGUGGAAAAAGGAGUGGUCAUAUACCUUACAGGGAUUCAAAACUCACAAGAAUAUUGCAGCCUUCUCUUGGGGGAAAUGCGCGAACGGCAAUAAUUUGCACCAUGAGUCCUGCAUUAAGCCAUGUGGAGCAAUCACGGAAUACACUAUCAUUUGCAACAAGUGCAAAGGAAGUUACAAACAGUGCCCUAGUAAACAUGGUUGUUGCAGAGAAGAAAUUAGUCAAGCAUUUGCAAAAGGAAGUUGCCAGACUAGAAGCAGAGCUCCAAAGUCCUGAGCCCUCUUCCUCUUCAUGUUUAAGGUCUUUACUAAUGGAAAAGGACUUGAAAAUUCGGCAGAUGGAGAGAGAGAUGAAUGAGCUGAAGCGUCAGCGAGACCUUGCACAAUCCCAACUCGAACUAGAAAGAAGAGCACCGAAGGAGCUGAAGGGGUCAAACCACCAUGGGCCUUCUCAUCAAGUAGCAAAGUGUCUUUCUUUUACUUCUGAUAAUGGAUCAGAUUUGGGUAGACCUCUUUCAGAAAACCGGACAAGAAAGUUACCGGGAAGGCAGGCAAUGGUGAGGCAGUCAGCUACAUCUACAGAUCCAUCCAUGCUGGUGCAUGAAAUUCGAAAGCUUGAGAUGAGACAGAGGCAGCUUGGUGAAGAAGCAAAUCGUGCACUUGAAUUGCUUCACAAGGAGGUUUCAUCUCACAGAUUGGGGAGUCAAGAUGCUGCUGAAACUAUAGCAAAGCUUUUGUCAGAAAUUAAGGACAUGCACGCAGUUAGCUCCACACUUGACAAAAUUGAGAUCAAGGAUAAAUCCAGCUUGAAGGAAGAGAUUGCUCGGUUGAACUCUCAAGGUGGCAAUAUUGCAUCUCUGGAAGAGAAGCUUGAGAAUGUUCAGCAAUCUAUAGACAAAUUAGUCAUGUAUUUGCCGAGUGGUAAGGAGACUCCGGACUUCAAGUCUCAACAGAAGAAGAAAAAGAUACUUCCUUUCACCUUGAGCAAUACUUCCAAUAUGCCACAAAUAAUACGGUCUCCAUGCUCACCUAUGUCUUCUUCUCGCAAAAUAAUGGAAUGUGAUACUGAAAACAAGGCACCAGAGAGUAAUUCUAUUACUUCUGGUGGUGAGACAUUGCGAAAGCAUAAAGCCACUCCUCCUAGAAGUGAAGAAAUCAACUGGGUCUCAUCAAGGGAGGGUACUCCUGCACCAAGGCAACAAAACCCAGUUAAUGUGAAGAAAAUGCAAAAAAUGUUCAAGACAGCAGCUGAAGAGAACAUUCGGAGCAUUAAAGCUUAUGUUACUGAGCUGAAAGAACGUGUAGCGAAGCUACAAUACCAAAAGCAGCUCCUGGUUUGCCAGGUGAGUAUUUGUUGUUUCAUGAUGCUCCUUCAUAUUCUGCUACAAAUUAGAUCUACAGAAUGUGUUUACUUUUACCACAUUUGCAACCCUUGAGCUGUGUUGUUCUUAAGACGUAAUGCAGUGAUCAUUAUUCAAGAGACAAGCACUGAUUUGGCGCGAUAAAUAGGUUCUUGGAAUUGCGAGCGGUUUGAAAGCAAGUUUAUUUUCUGGGUUUCUGUUGAGUGUUGGUUCAUUGGUUGAAUAUUGUUUGCAUUUUGUAAUUAUUAGUCAGGCAAUCUCUUUUAUGUAUUAGUCAGGCAAUCCCUUUAGCAUGACUGAUGCAAAAAAUGUGGCUUUAACAUUGUCAGAUAACUUCCAAUUUGUUUGACAUAUGGGACCAGGUGUUGGAGCUGGAGGCAAAUGAGUCUGAAAGCGAUGAGGCUGAUAUAAUUGAUCAAUCUCCAAUGCCAUGGCAUUUGGUGUUUGAGGAUCAAAGAAAGCAAAUUAUCAUGUUAUGGCAUUUGUGCCAUGUGUCAAUUGUGCACCGCACCCAGUUUUAUUUGUUAUUUCGAGGAGACACUUCUGAUCAGAUAUAUAUGGAAGUUGAGCUUAGAAGAUUGACAUGGUUGGAGCAGCAUUUGGCAGAGCUUGGCAAUGCAAGUCCAGCACUCUUAGGCGAUGAACCUGCCGGCUCCGUUUCAUCAAGCAUCAGGGCUCUAAAGCAAGAGAGGGAAUAUCUAGCAAAGAGAGUGAGUUUAAAAUUAUCUACAGAAGAAAGAGAAAUGCUUUACCUAAAGUGGGAUAUCCCACCAGAAGGAAAACAGAGGAGGCGGCUGCAACUGGUGAACAAAUUGUGGACAGACCCACUGAACAUGCAACAUGUACAGGAAAGCGCUGAAAUUGUUGCAAAACUUGUUGGAUUUUGUGAAUCAGGUGAGCAUGUUUCUAAGGAGAUGUUUGAGCUCAAUUUUGUAUUCCCUUCUGAUAAGAAGACCUGGAUAGGCUGGAAUUUGAUAUCAAAUCUCUUGCAUUUGUAAG